Vicia faba (fava bean) is the source of this 555-nucleotide messenger RNA. The record is from the annotation of a GenBank genome assembly. Lineage: Eukaryota; Viridiplantae; Streptophyta; Magnoliopsida; Fabales; Fabaceae.
AUGGACUUAUUACAAUAUUCCACACUCUCCUACCUAGCCAUUUUUACAUUCUCUUUCCUUCUCCUUCUCAAAUUUCUCAUUCCAACUACCAAACCCAACCAAAAAAACCACUCCAAACUCCCACCAGGUCCUUCACCACUUCCCAUAAUAGGAAACCUUCUAAAACUAGGAAACAAACCACACCAUUCCUUAGCAAACCUUUCCAACAUCCAUGGACCAAUAAUGACACUGAAACUAGGACAAAUAACGACCAUAGUUAUAUCCUCAGCAGACAUGGCAAAAGAAGUUCUACAAACACAUGAUAACUUACUAUCAAACCGAACCGUCCCUGACGCACUCUCCGUCCUCAACCACGAUCAAUAUAGUCUCUCUUUUAUGCGGGUUUCGCCUCGCUGGCGUGACCUUAGAAAAAUAUGCAAUAACCACUUGUUUUCGAAUAAGACCUUGGAUUCGAGCCAGGCGCUUAGGCGGAGGAAAUUACAGAACUUGUUAGAUGAUAUUAAAAAGUGUAGCGAAAACGAAGAAGCUGUGGAUAUUGAAGAGUUGCUUUUAUGA